Messenger RNA from Fundulus heteroclitus (mummichog), 4875 nucleotides. Its product is annotated as intestinal mucin-like protein. Bases 104 to 4711 code for a protein of 1535 amino acids. The transcript has 20 exons. NCBI's taxonomy places the organism in Eukaryota, Metazoa, Chordata, Actinopteri, Cyprinodontiformes, Fundulidae. Gene Ontology annotation, molecular function: protein binding. The record is from RefSeq and is a predicted model, not a curated record. Gene Ontology annotation, cellular component: extracellular matrix.
UGUAAACAUUGGCUCAACAAAACCUCCAAAAGUUGUCACAACAGGCCCGGUGACUGGCUCCAUUACAGAAGUUGUUGAAACUACAACUGCAGUACCUGAAGUCAUGACAACAAGUCAGGAAGCAGUUGUAACAUCUAAGCCAUCCAUUGUUACCAAAACCACAACAACACCAGCCAGAACCACUGGAGGAUUUACAACAAACGCUUCUGGAACUACAACAUCCGAAGGUCAAGAAACAACUGUAAGUACAAGAAAGCCUGUUGAAGCAACCACUGUUCAACUAACAUCCUCCACCACAGCAGUUCUUGAAACCACAACUCCACUGCCAGGGGCAACUACAAAAAGCAGUCAAGGAACAACUAUAUCAUCAAAGCCCUCCCUUUCUACAACAACUACACCAGGCCCUUUCAGCAUCUCCCAGAGAGCUACAACAAAGUUUGUUGAAACAACUGGCUCAGAAACAACAACUGUAAACAUUGGCUCAACAAAACCUCCAAAAGUUGUCACAACAGGCCCGGUGACUGGCUCCAUUACAGAAGUUGUUGAAACUACAACUGCAGUACCUGAAGUCAUGACAACAAGUCAGGAAGCAGUUGUAACAUCUAAGCCAUCCAUUGUUACCAAAACCACAACAACACCAGCCAGAACCACUGGAGGAUUUACAACAAACGCUUCUGGAACUACAACAUCCGAAGGUCAAGAAACAACUGUAAGUACAAGAAAGCCCGUUGAAGCAACCACUGUUCAACUAACAUCCUCCACCACAGCAGUUCUUGAAACCACAACUCCACUGCCAGGGGCAACUACAAAAAGCAGUGAAGGAACAACUAUAUCAUCAAAGCCCUCCCUUUCUACAACAACUACACCAGGCCCUUUCAGCAUCUCCCAGAGAGCUACAACAAAGUUUGUUGAAACAACUGGCUCAGAAACAACAACUGUAAACAUUGGCUCAACAAAACCUCCAAAAGUUGUCACAACAGGCCCGGUGACUGGCUCCAUUACAGAAGUUGUUGAAACUACAACUGCAGUACCUGAAGUCAUGACAACAAGUCAGGAAGCAGUUGUAACAUCUAAGCCAUCCAUUGUUACCAAAACCACAACAACACCAGCCAGAACCACUGGAGGAUUUACAACAAACGCUUCUGGAACUACAACAUCCGAAGGUCAAGAAACAACUGUAAGUACAAGAAAGCCCGUUGAAGCAACCACUGGUCAACUAACAUCCUCCACCACAGCAGUUCUUGAAACCACAACUCCACUGCCAGGGGCAACUACAAAAAGCAGUGAAGGAACAACUAUAUCAUCAAAGCCCUCCCUUUCUACAACAACUACACCAGGCCCUUUCAGCAUCUCCCAGAGAGCUACAACAAAGUUUGUUGAAACAACUGGCUCAGAAACAACAACUGUAAACAUUGGCUCAACAAAACCUCCAAAAGUUGUCACAACAGGCCCGGUGACUGGCUCCAUUACAGAAGUUGUUGAAACUACAACUGCAGUACCUGAAGUCAUGACAACAAGUCAGGAAGCAGUUGUAACAUCUAAGCCAUCCAUUGUUACCAAAACCACAACAACACCAGCCAGAACCACUGGAGGAUUUACAACAAAUGCUUCUGGAACUACAACAUCCGAAGGUCAAGAAACAACUGUAAGUACAAGAAAGCCCGUUGAAGCAACCACUGUUCAACUAACAUCCUCCACCACAGCAGUUCUUGAAACCACAACUCCACUGCCAGGGGCAACUACAAAAAGCAGUGAAGGAACAACUAUAUCAUCAAAGCCCUCCCUUUCUACAACAACUACACCAGGCCCUUUCAGCAUCUCCCAGAGAGCUACAACAAAAAGCUCUAUAACAACCAUAGGUAUUAUAACAGGACAGUUACACACAACAAGUGUACUUACAAAUCCCUCUGUGAAAAACACUACAACCUCAACUACUGAACAUCCUUUAGGAGGCACAACCUAUAUCGCCCCCAUUACACAGACACUUCCUGGUAGUACAACAGUUUUUCCAUCAGGAUCCACUUUCCAGACGACCGGAGCAACAGUCCCUUCCUCUCCAAGACUUACCACAACAUUGUGUGUUUGUAAUGUUAAUGGAACAUCUCAUCAUCCUGGGGACUUGUUAUACAAUGUUACUGAUGGCCUUGGGUGGUGUUACAGCGCAUACUGCAAUGCAUCUUGUAAAGUUGAAACUCGAUCCAGCCCAUGUCCAACCUCUUCGACACCUAGUACUACUGCACAUUCUUCUACUUCACUGUUCAGCACAACACAGGCCCCAAUUUCAAGCUCAGUACCUCUGAGUACAACCACAACAACAGCAUCCACAACGACCCAAGACUGCUAUGAUCUGAGCACACCUAAAAAGAAUGGAGAGUCCUGGAAGAUUGACAAUUGCACCACAGCUACUUGCAAAGAAGGCAAGAUAACAUUCACACCUAAAGUCUGUCCGAAUGUAACCCAGCCCAUCUGUGCCAAUGCAAGGAAACCGGUCCAGGUCUAUGAGCAAGAUGGAUGUUGCUUUCACUAUGAAUGUGAAUGUGUGUGCAGUGUCUGGAGUGGAUCCUACUACAUGACGUUUGAUGGACAAAUAUAUAAUUUACAACAGAACUGCUCCUUUUACUUGGUUAAGGAGAUUAUUUCCAAAUAUAACCUGACUAUUACAAGAAGCAAUGACUGUGAUCCUUCAGAUAGCACUUUCUGCCCUCUGGCUCUCACUGUCACAUAUAAAUCAGUAAAGGUAGUUCUGACUCAGGUGAAGACUUCAGGAACAGCAGCUAAUGUGGUGUAUGUCAAUCAGAAACGUAUCUAUCCAGCCUAUAGCAAUUCGGUGCUUCUCCUUUUUGGCACGGAUAUGGAGAUCACAGCACUGAUACCGGAGAUCAACACAACAAUAAUCUAUAGGGGAUCUUCAUUCAAGAUCGACCUGCCCUAUUCUCUGUUUGGGGGGAAUACUGAGGGACAGUGUGGGACCUGUGACAACUCCCAAGCCAACGACUGCCGUUCUCCAAACGGCCAGAUAGAAAGCUGCGCAGAAUCUGCAGAACUCUGGACUAUUCCUGGUACCGUCUGUGUCCCCUCACCCACCCCUUCAGCUGCUACAACAGAACCUGUCACUUCAUCACAGCGGCCGUAUCCAACAACACAACCUGCCUGCAAACCUGCCAUCUGUGAGCUCAUUAUGAGCAGUUUAUUCGCACCUUGCCACUCAGUCAUAGCUCCUGGACCAUUUGUGACAUCGUGCGCCUAUGAGAUUUGCAGUGGUGGUAAUAACAUGUGCUCCAGCCUGGAGGCAUAUGCUGCUGAGUGUUCCAGUGCAGGAGUCUGCAUCGACUGGAGGAAUGCCACUAAUGGACUGUGUGAGCAUAGAUGUCCAAGCAACAAAGUGUACAUGGCCUGUGGUCCCUCGGUAGAACUCACAUGCAAUGACAGAUACAACAGGAAGUUUCAGGCAGAUGUGACAUCAGCUGCUAACUUCACCCAGGAAGGCUGCUUCUGUCCUCAGGGCACCACAUUGUUCAACUCAGUUUAUGACACUUGUGUCACCUCCUGCGACUGUGUUGGAUCAGAUGGAAAACCCAAAGAGCCAGGGGAAACAUGGACAAGUGAAUGCAACACCUGUGAGUGUGACCAGGACUCAAUGAGUGUUCACUGUAAUCCCGUGAAGUGCCCUGAGGUCCAGAGCCCCAACUGCACCGAGCCCGGCCAGCAGCUGCUCAACAAGACAGAAGGCUGCUGCACAACGCAGACCUGUGAAUGCAACUUUAGGCUAUGUGGCGCUCCUCCUACCUGCCUGCUGGGCUUCCAACUUCUCAUCACCAACGGUACCUGCUGCCAGUCCUACGAGUGCGUCCCUAAAGGUGUGUGUGUCUAUGACCUGACUGAGUUCAAGCCUGGUGCAAAGAUACCAACACCUCAAACACUGUCAGAGGUUCCACUGGAAGAACCAUCAGGAGCCACAGCAUCCUCUGAAACACAAGCAGAUACCAGUGGGACUGGGCAGGAGGAGUCUUUUAGCCCUGCACCCUGCCACCAGUGUUACUGCAGUCACCAAACAGACCCCACCACCAAACUCAACGCCAUCAAAUGCACCCCUGUUGUCUGCAACACAAGCUGCUCUGAAGGCUUUGAAUAUCAACGUUCUACAGAGGAGUGCUGCGGGACGUGUGUACAGAAGAGCUGUGUCUUCACCACGCCGCAGAACCAGACAGUACACGUCAUUAAGGUCAACGGCACUUUUGUCCCACCCGACGACAAGUGUGUGCAGUACACCUGUGAGAAGAUCAACGGACAGGUUGUGGUGAAGGAAACAAGGACCACUUGUCCUCCUUUCAACCCGCUGGACUGUGAACCUGGUACCGAGACAGCUGAUGCCACUGGCUGCUGCAAAACCUGUCGGCUACAGAGCGUCUGUGAGGUGGACAGCAAGCAGACCAUCAUCGAGGUGAACAGCUGCGUCAGUGCUGAGCCGCUCAACGUUACAUCCUGUGUCGGACAUUGCAGAAGCUCGUCCAUGUACUCGGCAGCAGCUAACACCAUGAUGCACCAGUGUGAGUGCUGCUAUGAGGCCACUACCAGCAUCAGGCAGGUGGAGCUGACCUGCGCUGACGGUUCAAAAGUCCGCCACAGCUACACCCAUGUGGAAACCUGCCGCUGCAGCAAGGAAGAAUGCCCAGCGAGCACAGCUAAACCCCAGCGCCGCAGGAGACGCUGACCUGUUACUCCUUUACACUAGCCACAAGCUAACCACAAAUGUCCUAACCUUUUCCAAACUUUGUUAUUUAUAGUGCAAUGGGCUCCUCUCCGGAGUCGUUCUUACAAAUAAGACUGCUUCUGAAUUUCUCGCUAACAAUAAAUAAAAUAUAUCUGCAAAAUGAU